GCACCUGAGCAGAGAGAAGCUUUAGUUCAGACUGACACACCUUCUUCUUCUUUACUCCUCUGUCCAUCACCACACUCAGUCUGAAUAUCACAGCAUGGAGGUGAAGCUGUUGGUCUGUGCUGUCGUGCUGUCGGCCUUCACAGUUACAGGAAACAACGCACAGUUAGAUGUUUGUGGCAACGCACCGCUCAACACAAAGAUCGUCGGGGGUGAGGAUGCUGCUCCCGGGGCGUGGCCCUGGCAGGCCAGUCUGCACAGAGACGGCAGCCAUUUCUGUGGAGGCUCCCUCAUCAACAAUGAGUACGUCCUGACGGCCGCUCACUGUUUCCCCAGCACCAGCACUUCUGGUUUGGUGGUUUACCUCGGACGUGAGAGCCAACAAAGUGUGAAUCUUAACGAGGUGUCCCGGACAGUGUCCGAGGUCAUCAACCAUCCAGGCUACAAUUCUGACACAAACAAUAACGACAUAUCCUUAUUGAGACUGUCCUCAACAGUUGAUUUCACCGACUACAUCAGUCCUGUGUGUCUGGCAGCAGAAGGCAGCGUCUUUGAUGCUGGGACGACGUGCUGGGUCACCGGCUGGGGAACCAUCCAGACUGGCGUUUCCCUUCCUUUCCCUCAGACGCUGCAGGAGGUGAGUGUUCCUGUCGUGUCCAACACUCAGUGCAAUGCUGCCUACGGUUCAAUCACAAGCAACAUGAUCUGUGCCGGUCUGGAAAACGGAGGGAAGGACUCCUGCCAGGGGGAUUCAGGCGGCCCCUUGGUGAGUAAAGAUGGCUCCAAGUGGGUCCAGGCUGGCGUGGUGAGUUUUGGAAGAGGCUGCGCUGAGGCCGGUUUCCCAGGAGUCUACGCCCGCGCAUCCCAGUAUCAGACCUGGAUCAACAGCCAGAUCUCCAGCAACCAGCCGGGCUUCGUCUCCUUCACGGCCUCCUCCAGCAUCGGUUCAACCAGCAGAGCCGCCCACUUGAUCUCCCUCUCAGUUCCUCUGGUGCUGUCCAUCCUCCCUGUUCUCCUCUCGCUCCUCGUCCUCUCAUAGGAGCUUUAAUGAUGGAGUCAGAUAAGUGCAAAAACAUCCAGCUGAACAAGGUUUAUGGUCUCGUGUUUACGCUGAGGUUUUUUAGCUUAAAACAAGCAAAAAAAAUCUGCCUUUUUAAAAUGGAAAUCUAACUAUAAAGACAGAAGAAGGAAAUAGACUCUGUCUGACUCUGUCAUUAACAAUAUAAAAUCUUUCUGCUGAUUUUUUUUUAACCUGAAAAACUCAGAUUGUCUUCUGUUUAUAAGCACCAAUAUUAAAGAUUUGCACUGAAGGUGAAUUUUAUGUUCAUUACCUUGAACCUGAGCUUAUUACCUCUUUAUUCUGUUAUUAAAUCACUACUGUAUUUUUGUACUGAGUACUUGCAACUGUGAUUUUUUUAUGCAUAUCUGACAUGAAGUACAUAAAAAUAUUAGAUUUACACACAUUUAUAUCACUUUACCUUUACAUGAGCAGACACCUCUCAGUGAGUUUGUGUUGUGGUUCAGUAUAAAACCACAGACACUGAUUUAUUUUGGAUCUUUCUGGUUCCUGUGUGUUUUUGAAAAGCUGUUUUUAAAGUGAUUAUUUUUGAUUAAGUUUUAAAAACACUAAAACUUUUGAAUGUAUAAUGCUAAAUAAAGAUUUUUUGUUCGAAAA
Messenger RNA from Lates calcarifer (barramundi perch), 1672 nucleotides. Its product is annotated as trypsin I-P1. The transcript is spliced from 6 exons. The record is from RefSeq and is a predicted model, not a curated record. Gene Ontology annotation, molecular function: serine-type endopeptidase activity. NCBI's taxonomy places the organism in Eukaryota, Metazoa, Chordata, Actinopteri, Centropomidae. Bases 95 to 1036 code for a protein of 313 amino acids. Gene Ontology annotation, biological process: proteolysis.